CGCCGGCCGGACUUCCCGUCGGGGAGAGAGUGUAAUAUGGCGAAGACCUACGAUUACCUGUUCAAGCUGCUGCUGAUCGGGGACUCGGGGGUGGGGAAGACCUGUGUCCUGUUCCGCUUCUCCGAGGACGCCUUCAACUCCACGUUCAUCUCCACCAUAGGAAUUGACUUUAAAAUUAGGACCAUAGAGCUUGAUGGCAAGAGGAUUAAACUGCAGAUAUGGGACACAGCAGGCCAGGAGCGGUUUCGGACGAUCACGACAGCCUACUACAGGGGUGCCAUGGGUAUCAUGCUGGUCUACGACAUCACCAAUGAGAAAUCCUUCGACAACAUCCGGAAUUGGAUUCGGAACAUUGAAGAGCAUGCCUCUGCAGAUGUGGAGAAGAUGAUACUGGGGAAUAAGUGUGAUGUGAAUGACAAGAGACAAGUAUCCAAGGAGCGGGGAGAAAAGCUGGCACUUGACUAUGGGAUCAAGUUCAUGGAGACCAGUGCGAAGGCCAACAUCAAUGUGGAGAAUGCGUUUUUCACUCUCGCCAGGGAUAUCAAAGCAAAAAUGGACAAAAAAUUGGAAGGGAACAGCCCACAGGGAAGCAGCCACGGGGUCAAGAUCACAGUGGAGCAGCAGAAGAGGACCAGCUUCUUCCGGUGCAGCCUCCUGUGAGGACAAGGUCACCGCCAUCCUGAGCCUGGCUCAGCCCAGCUGACUGUGCCUGCCCCGGGCGAGCCUCCACCUCCACUGCUCGGAUACAGCCGCCCGGACACAAUUGAGAAAUUGAUUAUUUUAGUAACCUUCUGAUCUUUUCCACCUUCAGAGAUGGAACGAGUUAGAAUUUUGCUGUUUUUCCUGUGUCAUCUGCCAGUCAGGCCUGUCCAUCCCUUGUCAUAUUGCCAUCGAUGGAGAGAGGUGGGGUGGGAGCAUUGUAGCCACCAUUCCCAGCCUUCUGUCCCUGCCCCUCUACCAUAGAAGUGAGGCCAGCAGCGGUGCCCAACCUGCCUGGCCCCAUACCCCGAGCACCGCCACAAGAGCCACUGCAGGCCAAGCCUGACACCUGCCUUCAUCUGUUCUCAGUUUUGGACAAGUGGCAAAGAACCAUGUCCCCUGUCUCCUUACAUGUCAAACCAAAGGGAAGCACAAACUAAGGAAAAUCCAUGUAGAGGAUUUUGGAAGAAGUGGACGGCUCUCAUGGCCACUGCAGGAUGGGAGUCUGUGGUCCAGCACUGAGGGGACACUACCCACAGCAGGUGACUCCGCCAUCACCACCACUCACCCACAACCACUGUCACUGGGCCACCUGCCUCAAUGGCACCAAAACCGCCUCCCCGCUCUUCUCAUCCUCUGGCUGGCUCCAAUCGGACGUUCCUUUUCUAGCUGAGAUGAUUUUUUAUUUUUCCAGAUUCCUAACACCAUGAAAUGAUUCCGUCUUUGAUUUUCUAGCAGCAUACCCAGGUGAUCAGGAACCAGCGUGACUGCCCUGGCCACACAGGGGCACCUGGUCCCUGAGACCCAGACAGGCAUUCCACGGCACAGUGCUGCCCUACAGUCUGGUGGGUUGUCUCUGUCUUUACCCAAUUGUGUUUUGACAGCUCUGUCCUCCCGGAGAGACUGAUUGGGACCAGACGUCCUGGCGGGAGGGGUGUUGCCUGGGAGCCCCUUCCUUUUCACUCUAACCCUUCCCCAUGCUGCUGUCAGUCCAAGCUGUCAGCAUCAAAAUCUCCCUUUUUUUGAAAUUAAAACCAACGUACCAGCAAUA
Molecule: messenger RNA, 1750 nt
Organism: Cricetulus griseus (Chinese hamster)
Lineage: Eukaryota; Metazoa; Chordata; Mammalia; Rodentia; Cricetidae
Source: RefSeq, a predicted model, not a curated record